CUUCAACGAAACAUUUCGUUUACAGAUCAUCGAAUCUUAUCAACGAUGGCCAACAGCAGUAGCGGUCAAGACCCCCAUGUUCUCUACUCCGUGGAGUUCUUUCACCUGAAAGGAAAAGUGUACCAAAGCGAGCCAGUUGCCACUUUGGGAUUUACUACUUCGAAGGCUAUUAGGCAAUUAUGCGUCGACGAAUGGGGAUGGAAAUGCGGAGGUUGUGAGGAAUACAAGACCUACAAGGAGCUUGCAGAAAGAAAGCAUCGACUGAGCCAGGAAGACGGAAAUGGCUCCAAGCGAAUGUGCAAAUGGAUUGAUCCACUCGAUGACAAUAAACCCAACGAGACGGGUCGCAAUCCAAACGCUGUGGUACAACUAGGCUUGUGGGAGAAUCUGGUAAAAACGAUACGCCCGUGCUUUCGUGAGAAUCGCAUAGAUGAGCUCCUUGAAAAAAUAAGGAAGGAUCAGGAGGAGAUCCAGGAGAAGGUCAUGAAGGAAGGUUCUCCCACUUCCCAAGCUCGUGGAUGCUAA
Messenger RNA from Aaosphaeria arxii CBS 175.79, 525 nucleotides. RefSeq lists its product as uncharacterized. The transcript is spliced from 2 exons. The record is from RefSeq and is a predicted model, not a curated record. The coding region runs from base 46 to 525 and encodes 159 amino acids. Lineage: Eukaryota; Fungi; Ascomycota; Dothideomycetes; Pleosporales.